Messenger RNA from Amphiprion ocellaris (clown anemonefish), 4159 nucleotides. RefSeq names its product glucagon-like peptide 2 receptor. The record is from RefSeq and is a predicted model, not a curated record. Gene Ontology annotation, cellular component: plasma membrane. The coding region runs from base 413 to 2017 and encodes 534 amino acids. Gene Ontology annotation, molecular function: peptide hormone binding; glucagon receptor activity. The transcript is spliced from 13 exons. Gene Ontology annotation, biological process: adenylate cyclase-modulating G protein-coupled receptor signaling pathway; cell surface receptor signaling pathway. Lineage: Eukaryota; Metazoa; Chordata; Actinopteri; Pomacentridae.
UUCAGUUGCACUGAGUCUGUAGGGAGUACAGACAGAUCCACCUCCUUCACAGCCUGAGGACUCUCCACACGAAAUCUGCCAUAAAGAGGUCAAAUAAUAAUCCACUGAAGGAUCCUUACAGUGUUUGGAAAAUUUUAAAAGCUUGUUUGAUCAAGGCAUUUUUAAGGAAUUAUAGGGAAGCAUUACAAUUUUUGUAAAUAAUCCUUCAGUCCUCCCAAGAAAUUCUUUAAGGAGCUACCUGAGAGGAGGUCAAGUUCAAAUCAACCACACCUGACGUGGAAAGGAAAAGCAGCACGGCUGAAUGGAAGAAUAGAAAUAAAGUGAGGAUGAGCGAGAGGCCUUGUGCAUCCGAGAGAGAAGUAUGAAGAGGCAGACCGUCCGACAGAUCAGGAACCAGCUUAUUUCAAUGUGAAUGCACAGCACCAUGCCAACCCUGCUGCCACCCUGGCACAAGAGGACCAAACUCCUGCUUUCACUUGUCUUUAUCAUCCUCAACCAACAGGUGACAGGCUCAUUGCUGGAAAGUCUGAUAGCCAAACGGACUGAGUACUGGGAGAACUGCAACAGAACUCUGACAACAGAUGCACUCGCAAAAACUGGAAACUUCUGCAAAGGAACAUUUGACACGUUCGCCUGUUGGCCCCAUUCGUCUCCUGGGAACGUGUCGGUCCCCUGUCCUCCUUACUUACCUUGGGUCAGCGAGGACAACACCAGGAGGGUACACAGAGAGUGCUUGGAAAAUGGGAGAUGGCGACGGAUGGAGAACUCCUCCGAACCCUGGAGGGAUGAUUCUGAAUGUCAGGAGGACCAUUACUUUAAAGAUAAGGAGGACGAAAUGUUUCGCCAGACAGCCCUGAGGCUCAUCUCUGUCAUUGGCUACUCCCUGUCCCUGUUCUCCCUCACACUGGCUACUCUGCUGAUGGGCAUGCUGAGGAAGCUUCACUGUACCAGGAACUACAUCCACAUGAAUCUAUUUGUGUCAUUCAUCCUGAGAGCUGUGGCCGUCAUUUCUAAGGAAAUCAUUUUGUACAUCAUGUAUUCCAACUUACCCAAGGACGAUACUGGGUGGAACUCCUAUUCGAGCUCUGUGAUAGCACUGAUGUGCAAAUUCUCAAAAGUGUGCAUGGAAUACUUUGUGGCCUGUAACUACUUCUGGCUCUUGGUGGAGGCCAUCUUCCUUCACACGCUGCUCUUCACUGCUGUGCUGACCAAGAGGCGCCUGUUAAAGAAAUACAUGCUGCUAGGAUGGGGAACUCCCGUCAUGUUUGUAACCCCAUGGACAGUGGUCAAAAUUUUAUAUGAAAACACAGAAUGCUGGUCAAUUGUGAACAGAUGGUUCUGGUGGAUAAUAAGAGGCCCAAUUACUGUAUCAGUGCUUGUAAUUUUCUUCAUAUUCAUCAAGAUUCUGAUGCUGCUGCUGUCCAAGCUGAAAGCAGAUCAAGUUAAAUUUACCGACUACAGAUACAGCUUGGCCAGAGCAACGCUGGUGCUGAUUCCUCUGCUGGGAAUCCAUGAAGUGGUCUUCACUGUGCUGAUAGAUGAGUGUGUGGAGGGCAACAGUCGCUAUGCCAGGAACUUUGUCAACCUCACCCUCAGCUCUUUCCAGGGCUUUUUGGUAGCAGUGUUGUACUGUUUUGCUAAUGGAGAGGUCCAAGCUGAACUGAAAAAGCGCUGGCAGCUUUUCUUGUUCGCCAACCACUUCAAGGUCCGGACCUGUAUUCGGGGAGCACCACUCAAACAUCUGUGGAAGUGCACCAGAGGACACCGGCCACAGUGCUCUCGGCAGAGUGACUCCUACGACGAAGGCGGCACUCUGACAACACACCCCCACAUGCUACAGGUGGCUGUGCACGGAGGAGGUGGCGCUCUAGGACUAGGAGAGGUGAAAAGUCACGGCCUGAAGUGCUGUGAAGCCACAGGGCUCGACUUUCUCACCAGGAAGAGUCUCUCCAGUAGCGAUGGUGAGAUGACACUUGGGGAGACCAUGGAGGAGAUUCUAGAGGAGAGCGAAUUCUGAUCCCACUGAAGUUUCUACUUUACCACCUAACAUGGACACACCGGUAUAUAUACUGAAUGCAUGAUUUCGAGACUUACAUCUGGGCUGAAAAAGUCAUUCAAAGAUAAUUCUUCCAAGGUUGAACUACCAACCACGCAAAGUGUACCAUGUUUUCAGUGCAAUGCCACAAGGCAACUGUCCCCGAGAUGUCUAGUGUUCCAAAGGCCUGUAGUUGGGAACUAUAUUUCCAGCCCCAGGAAAUGAAAUUGAGGCCCAGUUCAACUUUACAAUAGUGUCUCUUUGUCUUUUCAUGAGUGCAGAGCCGGUCAGGACAGUAUAGGAUAGUAAGUAGCUAUAAAAUCUGCUACAGAAAAGACACGUAGCCAUAAACCAGAGGUUUUCCUAUCUCGACUGGGAACCACUGAAAAGUUGGAUCUCCGACGGGGUCAUUAACAUCGAUAAACUAACUUUAGUGCUUCAUUUGGGCGGCAGUUUGUGUGGAGAUGUUCGUGAUACUGUUCUGCGGGGAAAAGCCAACGCCAAUCAUUUCCUCUGUGCAUGUUUUGAUUCAGCAGGUUCACAGAGAGGAGGAUCUGUUCCCAGAUAGGUCCAUUGUGUUGCUAGCACUCUUUCUCUCUCAUUCUGACAUGCUCCCAGGUUCCGAAGCUUGGCAACAAUUAAUUUAACAUUAAUCGGUACUCAGUUGUACCAACAUGAAUUGUAACCUGUAAUUUGCACCCUUAAAGGCACAUAGUUUUGAGGAAACCCGACUUGAACAGGACAGCCAGAAAGGUGUUGAAAAUGGUGUAAAAAAAAAAAAAAGUGCAGUCACUUUAUUAAUUUGAUCUCUUAGGCUUGCUGACUGGGUUUACCACUGUGUAUGCAUGUUUAAAGUUCCCACUGUUUUGGAUCUUGAAUGGAAACUUGGAGACAUCAAUUGACUGUAUUUAAAAGAUGGAGGUAGCCUCUGUGUCUGAAAAUUAAAGCCAGUGAAAUGGAAGUGACGUGGAUUCUAUGAAGAAGUCCAAUUGUGUAGUCUAUGAGAAAAUGACCCUACUUCUCAGUUGAUGUUAAUUCAGUAAACAUUUUGCUAAUGAGUUUGUAAGCUAUGCUUCAGUGUAAAGUAGACAAUAGAGCAGGGUUUGCUUUAGGGCAUGACUACCUUGUGAUUAACAAGUUACCUUGUAUGUAGUGUCCUCAUUUUCUCACUCACAUUCACCUCUAGCUCGUCAUAUUGGGUUUCAUAUUGGGACCAAGAGGCCGACAGUCAAUUGCCAAACCUGAAUCUUCAAAACGGUGGUUGACAAACCAAUGGGUGGUAUCACGGUGGCUGGAUACAUUUAAUAUACAGUCCAAGGAGCCAACAGGGUAGAUAAACACUGCACAAUGGACUAAAGUUUGAGUGUAUGAAGAUGAGGUCAACAGGAGGCCCUCACUGGUGAUGGAGUUUCUAAAACAUUGUGUAAGAUACAUUCUGAACUGGCAAUGCUUGGAAUACUUUUCUGGGAAUAUAACGGAAUUUCAGAGAAUUAAGCAGCUUACUAGAAUACAGCUACAACUUUUUGUAGAUAUGAAAAAGACGAAAUAAAAUAUUUACUGUGGUAAAGACUUAAAAUGAUGAUUGAGGCAUUUUCCACUGUUAAUGGUUUAAACAUUUCCUUCACACACACUCCAGGCCAAUCAGAUAUAAAAGCUUUAUUUAAAGGUUAUAAACAGUUCAAUCGACAGAGUGUUAUGCUGUUACAGUUAGCAUAUAGUGAGCUACACACAGAUGUGAGCAUAUAAUGUUCACCUCUGGUGUUUGUACAUACACAGUGAAUGUCAUCAUAAACAGAUGCAACAGCAACGUAUACCAUUUUUCAUAGGUUAAUGUCUUAUUUACCAUGUGAAAUAUAACAUCUUACCAUUUCAGGCCAGUUAUACAAAAUCCAUGACGCAACAUCUGGAUUGAAAUGUGCAUAUAAAUACAAUGUAUUUGUUUUUUUUAAAUGUGAAUAAUACUGAAUGGUAUGUGCAGCAAGUUUUACAGGCUUGUCAUGUUUUCUAUUUUUGUGAAGUUUAAAAUGUAUCAACGGUGUUGUUGUUUAGGUAAAACUAUCACUUCAUUUGCACAUGUAGUCUCAUAACAAUGUAUGUGCACAAAUAAAACAACAAUUAAACUGU